UCUCGGGGUGCCUCGUUUUUGUUGUCGGUCCCCGCGGCGGUCUCGGGGUGCCUCGUUUCUGUUGUCGGUCCCCGCGGCGGUCUCGGGGUGCCUCGUUUUUGUUCAGUCCCCGCGGCGGUCCCGGGGUGCCUCGUUUCUGUUGUCGGUCCCCGCGGCGGUCUCCGGGUGCCUCGUUUUUGUUCAGUCCCCGCGGCGGUCCCGGGGUGCCUCGUUUCUGUUGUCGGUCCCCGCGGCGGUCUCGGGGUGCCUCGUUUUUGUUCAGUCCCCGCGGCGGUCUCGGGGUGCCUCGUUUCUGUUCAGUCCCCGCGGCGGUCUCGGGGUGCCUCGUUUCUGUUGUUCAGUCCUAUCUGACUCUUUGUGACUCCUUUUGAGGUUUGGUGGCAAAGGCGGUCAUGGUUUCCUGCUUUGAGCUUUUCACGGAUGAAGGAACGGAGGCAAAUAUGGUUAGAUGACUUGCCCAAAGUCACGUGGUAUCUGAUGCCCGAUUUGAACUCAGGAAAUUGUCUUCUUGAUGCUCUGUGUACUGCGGCGCCACCUAGCGGUCCGCCCUGGAGGUCGUUCUCCCCCUUUCUCCCUCGGCCCCCUCCGCGUUGGAGGCUGCAUUUCCACCUUUCUGUGUAGCCUCGGCGCCCCAAUAGCUGCUGGCAGAAAGUAAGCACUUGGAAGCCGCUGGCGAUCGUCGGGCGAGGCCCCUGGCGUCGCUUCUCACGAAGAGGUGAUGCCACACUAAGUUCCCUUGUUUGGCUUCUUGCCGAUAGUCUGGGAGUCCUUUUCCUAGAUCUCAGCGUUCGCCAGCGUCUCGAGCUCUUGCAGAAAGUGAAAAAAAGACGCCAGAGGGGCUGCUAAGACGGGUUUCUUUCAGUGCCUUGGAACUGGCUGAUGUCCUGGAUCCCCAAGUUCUCCACAGCUUGUUGGAGGGAAGACGGGGAGGGCUCCAGGAAUCUGGAUAACAAGACACAAAAGACUGAUUAAACUAGCAGUCACAAUAAUAACGAUGACAAGCGUCGUUACGGGGAGUAUGUGACGCGAUCAGAGGUUAUAUCAUCCGUGCAUCGGUUGUUAUUAUAAACAGGCAGCAUUUAUGGUUAAGGUUUGCAAAUGUAUCUUCAUAACGAUCCUUCAGUGGAAGUGCUGUUGUCUCCAGCUUUGGUGGAACAGGUUAUGUGACUUGCCCAGGGUCACACAGGAGGAAGUGCCAGAGGCUAGAUUUGAAGUCUGGGCUUUCUGAUCCAAGAUCCUGUACUCUCCACUGUGCCCCUUAGCGGCCCCAUACUGGCUUUGUAACAUAGGCAGCUCUCCAGUGUUCCGGCUGGUUUCUAAAAAUAGACGUUAGAGAGGAGGUGUAGACCUGCAUUGCUAGAGGGCCUUUCCUCACCUGGGAUUUCCCUGUACCUCUCUAUGUCUUUAUGUCCUAAUUUGAGGAAGAUAUAGGUGCCAAGAAGCAGGCUCUGGGUUCUCAGCCCUGGCUCUUGAAUCCUGCUCUGCCAACAGGGCUCCAGGAAGAUGCGAAGGCCCCUUAUCCCGUUCCUGGGAGAACGGGGGUCUUUUUUUGCUGCUCCUUGUCCUAUAAAGAAGAUGGGAGACACCCCCACGCCACAUAUGUUUGGGUGGAGGAGGGAGUGGGAGGAAGGAUUUCCAGCCUCCUGAACACUGGAAUUCUGGGAUCCUCCUCCGGACUUCCUUUCUCCGAGCUUUGCAUUCUGGGAUAUUGUGGGGCCCUCCCAGGCGAACAGAGAGGAGGAACGAGCUCCUGAUGAGUUCCUCACUCACAGGGACAGGGUGAGUCAGUUUCCUUUCUUUCUGUUCUCCAAUCCUAUUCUAGAGUCGAUGGAGCUUCUCUAAGCCUGGAGUGUACCUUUCCAGACGGAAUCCCUGCGCCCCAGUUUUAUCCCAAGGAGCAGGAGCUCAGUCUAGUCUGUUCCUCUGAACAUUCCCUGUGUCCCAGCUCUACUGUGAGGCUCGAUCUCUUGCUCUGUGAACUCUCACGUGUUGCGCCCUCCCUCGGACUCGGAGGGGCCUCUCUCGGCCCGGUUAGAUCAGUUCUGCCAUCUCUGCAAUCCGCCCUCCCUCCCUCUCCCUGACUUCUUGUCUGCACUAUGAAGCUGUGCCCUCCCAGGCUCCCUGCCCUCGCUUCCUGGCCCUGCCGGCCUUCCCUGGCCCGCACUUCCAUUAUCUCUAAGCCACCCCCUGAAUGAGCGCGCCUGUGGCUCUUCCCAGACAGAAACCUCUGCUCCCGCUCCCCUGCCUGUUCUCCCACUUCAGGCUCCACCGUCUCCCUGGAGAACGGAGACAUCCUGGAGAAAGGAGCUUUGAAAGCAGCAAACCUGGGUAAGCCCUGGGUCUGCUGCUCUUGGGACCUCGGUCUAGUCCUUCACCCGCUCUGGGUCUUAAGUUUCCUCAGCUGUAAAUGAGUUGCUUUUAAGUCUUCUAAACCAUGUUCCCAUGAGGUCGGUCACUGGACACCUCAGUGAUCUCCACAGGGAUGAUUCUUCCCCCAUUGUCCAUUUUGGUGAACAAAUGCCAGGAAAGUCUUAGCCCACAAAUUUUCUCUGGCUGGGCUGGCUGAGAAGCCCCUCUCCCCUUCCUUCCUUAGGUAUUCCUCCUGUUGAGACCCUAGGGGACCCACGUAUUUGGCAGAUCCCGAGAAUUGGCCUUUGUUAACUGGGCCCUUUGCCUUUUCUCGAACUCUGCUGACCUCUGCCCACAGUUGUUGAGACCCUCCAGAUACAGCCACACUUCCCAGGGUCUUCCUUUUGUCCAGAUGCCACUGAGGAGUGGCAGGUGCCCCUGAGAUAAUGGGGGCCCAGGCUCCAGCUGGCAAAGGUCUGGGGAGCAGAUGCAGGCUGUCUGCCGGUGUUGCUCUGGACCUGCUCUGCCCCACAUGGGGCCAUUCUGGAAAGGACCGGCUGCCCAGCAUCCGGUUUGGGGGCCCUGCUCCUCUUGGCACACUGGAUUGGGCUCCUUUGGUUCUCCUUCCUUCUGGCCAACUCCCAUGGGUGGGGCCUCUGGAGACUCCAUGAUGCUGCUGCUGACAUAGAGUUCCUUCUUUUUCUAGUUGUUAUACAAAUAUUCUCUUUUUAUAUGUUCAUUUAUAUAGUCAAGAAACUUGAAUAGUUCAAGGUGCAAAGAGUAAUGAAAAAGAGACAGUAUAUGAAAGCACGAAACUCUUACUCUCUGAGUUUUUUCUUUUUUUUUACUUUGUACAUUUUGGUUCUCUUUCUGUAUAAUUAAUUAUAACAUGGUAAUACCAUCACUCUUGGCCAAAUCUGCCUCCACUGCCUCCUUUCUACCUUCUUAUAGAGAUUCACCAAAUCGCUCUUCUCCCCUUUCCUUUGUUUUCUGUGUUGCCACCAGUAACCCCCAACCUUUACCCCAGUAAUGCAAAAGAAGCUUUUAUUUUAAGAAACAAGAACCAUAUGAGCUCAUUCUGUGUCUGUCUCACCCUGACAGCUCAUCACGGUCCCAUCUCUUGACUCCCAUCAGCCUCCUGGGCCUGGUCCCCCCACCCUUGUCCUUCUGACUGUAGCAGCUGGGGUGCCCAGGAGAAACCACUUGCCUGGUCUCCGUGGCCCCUUGAAAGCAUGUUCCCGAGUGGGUCAUCGUCAUUUUCUUCGUCACUGACUUUUCCUGAAACGACCUCCCUCUGUGCACUAUCUGACUCGUAUACGUGCAGCCCCUUCAGGGCUGGCCGGGGCCUGGAAGGACCCAGUCUGACAGUCUGCCCUGCCUCCCCCUUGCCUGCCCCUUUGACCACCAGCCUCAAGGCCAGGACUGGGGGGCUUGUCUCCUUCAUCCUGGUCGGUGUCAGUGGGGAAGGAUCUGUGCCUGUGGGAUCAGGCUACGCCUUUCUGUCCCUUAGAUCACCCUGGGACUCAGUUUUCUCAUCUGUAAAACAAAAUGAGGACGUAAAGAAGGUGUGCAGAGGCUGGAAAGGUGGCAGGAGCCAGGUUGUACAGGGCUUUGAAUGCCAGGAAGAGGAUUUCCUGUUUGAUCUUGGAUGUGAUAAGGAGACACUAGAAUUCAUUGAAUUAGGGGUAAGGUGGGAAUGAUGUAGUAAGAUCUGUGAUUGAGGAAGACCAGUUUGAAAGCGAAGUGGGGUCUGGAAGACCCAGGGACAGGCCUUGGUCCCAUAUUGGUAGUAGAGGGCUGAGAAGGAGGAAGAAGUUGGGGGUGACGGCUGGCUGGGAGCCUGGGUCUUGGACCGUCCUGGAGAAGUUGGAAGAAGUCAUGGGUGUGGAGGGCAGAGUUUGGGGCUCGGGGAGUCAGGUUGCCCAAGAGGUGUCCAGUUGUAGAACUUUGAAGUGAACUGGAGAUGUGAGCUUGGGGUCAGGGAGGUGGUCCAGCCGGAAACGGGAUCUGAGUGGAUCUGUCUAGGGGAGACAGUGGCAUCCACGGGAGCCGAUGAGAUGAUCGAGUGAAGUAGUCCAGAGGGAGACCAGCCAUGGUCAGAGGGUGAAAACCUGGCUGAAUCCCCAGCUCUGACAGGCAGGAGAACUAUGGGCGAGAAGGGGCCUGAAAACAUGGGGAGAGAGUGACCCAAAGGUCCCCGGCUGCAGGGAGGCCGAGGAGGAUGAGGACUGGAUACAGGCCAUUGGCUUUGCCAGCUGAGACACCACUGGCAAUUUGCCUGUGCUUCCCAGGACCGUGCGCUCCUUGGGGCAGGAACAUGGAAGGAGAAGCAACUUCUAGGCUGCGGAUGGCCCCCUUUCAGCGUCCGGUGACAUUCAGAGACGUGGCCGUGGACUUCUCGUCGGAGGAGUGGAGCCGGCUGACCUCUGCUCAGAGGGAGCUGUACAGAGAGGUGACGCUGGAGACCUACGAGAACCUGGUGUCUGUGGGGCUUUCUAUUUCCAAACCAGACGUCAUUUCCCAGUUGGAGAAAGAAGUGCCGUGGAUACCUGAGGGAGAAUUCCCAAAUGGCCCUUCCCCAGAUUCUUUUAAUCAGGAGACUAACUAUGAAAACAAGACGACAAUUCUGACUGAGGACAUUUGCCUGGAAGCAUUGGCCAAGGAGAGAGGGCCACAGGGCAAUCCCUGGUACCUCAACAUAAGAGACUCUGAGGGAUGUGAGGUCAACUUUGAGAGCCAAAAGUGUCCCUAUAAGGGAGAGUCCCAGGAGUUAACAGCCACUCACAAAGGAGCGUUUUGUAAGGCAAAUGUCCUUGAUUGUAAUUCCUUUGUGAGACAUUUUAGUCUGGGGCCCAAUUUUUUUCCACAAUGGAGAGCUGCUAUUGGAAAAAGUCUUCAUAAAUAUAAUACUCUUGGAAAGAAUUUCAGGCAGUUUUCUGACAGAAUUCAGCGUAAUGCAGUUACCUCAGGGAAGAAACUUGAUACGCAUAAUUCAGACAGGAAAACUUUCAGUUACCAUUCAGACCUCAUCAAAUGUCAUAGAGUGUGUGCUAGUGAAAACUUGUAUCAAUAUAACAACGGUGGAAAAGCCUUUGAUAAAAGAGUAGAUGUUACUGAACUUCAGAUUAGAGAGAAACAUCACAUUAGAGAGAAACUCUUUGAAUGUGAUGAAUGUGGGAAAGGCUUCAGAAGAAUGCAUUACCUUAAAAGCCAUCAGAGAACUCACACUGGAAUGAAACCCUUUGAGUGUAAUGAAUGUGGGAAAGCCUUCAAUGACAGUCGGAACCUAAUUAGACAUCAGAAAAUUCAUACUGGAGUGAAACCCUUUGAAUGUAACGAAUGUGGGAAAGCCUUCAAUGAAAGGCAAUCCCUCAUUAGACAUGAGAGAACACAUUCGGGAGUGAAACCCUUUAAAUGUAACGAGUGUGAAAAAGUCUUUGGCUGGAGGGAAAAUCUAGUUAGCCAUCAAGGAACUCAUACUGGGAUCAAACCCUUUGAAUGUAAUGAAUGUGGGAAAGGUUUCAGACGGAAGCACUAUCUUAAAAGCCAUCAGAGAACUCAUAUUGGAAUAAAGCCUUUUGAAUGUAGCGAAUGUGGAAAAGCCUUCAAUGAUAGUCGCAAUCUUAUUAGACAUCAGAAAAUUCAUACUGGAGUGAAGCCUUAUGAAUGCAAUGUGUGUGGGAAAGCCUUCAAUGAGAGGCAGACCCUGAAUAGACAUGAGAGAACUCAUACUGGUGUGAAACCUUUUGAAUGUAAUGAAUGUGAAAAGGCUUUUAUGCGGAAGGAUUGUCUUAAAAGCCAUCAGAGAACUCAUACUGGAGUGAAACCCUUUGAAUGUAAUGAAUGUGGGAAAGCCUUCAGUCAGAAGGGACACUUUAUUAUCCAUCAGAGAACUCACACUGGAGUGAAACCCUUUAAAUGUAGUGAAUGUGGCAAAGCCUUCAAUGACAGGCAGUCCCUUAUCAGACAUCAGAGAACCCACACUGGAGUGAAACCCUUCAAGUGCAAUGACUGUGGGAAAGCCUUCAAUGACAGGCAGAAUCUCAUUAGACAUCUGAGGACUCACACCGGAGUGAAACCCUUUGAAUGUAAUGAAUGUGGAAGAGCUUUCAAUGACAGGCAGAACCUUAUUAGACAUCAUAGAAUUCAUACUGGGGGGAAGCCCUUUGAAUGUAAUGAAUGUGGGAAAGCCUUCAGUGCUAGUCAGAACCUUAUAAGACAUCAGAGAAUUCAUACUGUAGGGAAACCAUUUGAAUGCAAUGAAUGUGGCAAAAGCUUCAGUCAGAAAGGACACCUUAUCAGUCAUCAGACAAUUCAUACUGGAGCAAGAGCCUUUGAAUGUAACGAAUGUGGGAAGGCCUUUAGCCAGAGAGGAAGCCUCAAUAGACAUCAGAGAACUCAUACUGGAAUGUAGCCCUUUGAAUAGAAGGGAUUUGGAAAAGUCUCCAGGCUUAAGCAACACCUUAAAAGCCUUCAGCACUCACAUUGAAGUGAGAUCUGUUUAACGUAGAGGUGUCAUUAGCCACCUGGGAGGCCUUAUUAUCAGAAACCCAGGUAUGCAACAAAUGUGGGAAAUUGCCCUAAGACCAUUAUUGGAUGUCAUCCAAUCACUCUGCUGAAGUGAGUGUACCAAGAGUGAGGAAGCCAUCAGGGAGAGGUUGUAGUCAUAGGGAGUGCAUGUGUGCCAGAGCAGAACAUGCAGCGGAUGGGAAAAAACUCAGAUCCUGGAGAGUCCUCAUGGGCUAUCCAAGAACUCAAAUGGAGAGAAUGCCUUUUAAAAUCCAGUGAAUGGGGGAAACUUUUGAUAGAAAGCGUCAUGAUCAGAAAUUCAGGCUGCAGGAAAGCCCUUUAAUAUAACAGCUGGUAGAGAGCCCUUUUCAGACUAAAGUUGACCCAAAACCCAUUGAAUCAAUACGUAAAGAAUAAGCACCACCUCAGUGAAGCUGUGGUUCUGAGUUUUCCCCCAGAGAAUAUGCGAUAGUUGAAUGCAGUACACAAAUUCUAGUAGCCAAGUGAUGGCAGUGAUAGAUUGGGUUUGGGAAGACUGGAAUUCAAAUCCAGUCCCAGAUACUUAUUAGCUAUGUGACCCCGGGCAAAUCACUUAAACCUGUUUGCCUUAGUAUUUUAGUAUUUCUGCCAAGAAAACCCAAAUGUGUCAUGAAGAGUUGAAGAUGAUUGAAACAACUGAACAGCUAAUUGUCCUUGACUAGGGUUUUCCUUGGAUGACACGUUGGUGGAAGCACUUGUAUGAUGAGGCUCUGUGCAAAGUGUUAUUAGUUCAAAAGCUCAGAACUGAACUCUGUGGACCCAAAUGGCAGGAGUUGGAACUGUGCAAUGCAUCAAAGUGCUGGGACCUAAGUGCUAAGUGACAGCUACUGAAGGCAUUGUUCUCUUUCACUAUAAAAGCACUAAAUGAUACCAGGGAGAGGGGGGGUUAAUACUUUGAUCGAGAGAACUCUAAACUGAGGCAAGCAUCCUAAUAGCCCAAAAGAACAGCUGAUGUUGCUGAUGGAAAGCUGAGUUUUGCUCAGUGUCCUUAAAGAAAUGUAUAACCAGCUUUCAAAGUACCAUCAUAAGCCUUUGGAACUUUUGUGUAUAGACUUUUUUCUUUCUGAAAGGAGGUAGAAAAAAAUGUAUUCAAAUAGUGACAGGUCAUCGUCCAGGUAACCAUGUUGUCGGACUAUUAUGGAAGCAUAAGCUAUACACGUUGAAUAUUUUUCUAGAGAGUAAGCACUAUUGCCUGUAGGCAAACAAAGCAGACUCCUUGAUGAGAGAGAUUAAUGAUGGAAAUUCAGCUAAAUGAGCUCCAAGAAGAGCCCAUCUGCUAUGCGAUGAUAAUCCCUUGGAACAAAAUGAAUAUAGUAAAAAUGGUGGUACUUAGGAAGGACAAUGAUAUGGGUCGGAAAGGAAACUUCUUUCUAAGGUGAGAUGGAGGUGCUGAACCUAAUUAAUUCCUUCUUGUCUUGUACUUGAACUAGAGGGAUUCUGUGGAUCAGAGAGGUAGGUAAUGUGGUGCUAGAUUUGAAGUAUGGAGACCCAACAUCUAAUCAUGUCACCCAGUUAUCACAAGUGGACCUUGUUGGGACUUCCUUUUAUCCAAUGUAGUAGGUAAUGUGGUGCUAGAUUUGAAGUAUGGAGACCCAACAUCUAAUCAUAUCACCCAGUUAUCACAAGUGUGACCUUGUUGGGACUUCCUUUUAUCAAAUGUAAAAAAGGAGUGGGUGGUGGUCCAUGUUCUUACAUGUUCUGAGGUCCCUUCCAGCGUUUGAGCUACGUUCAUAUGAAAAUUCAGCCAGUAUCAAAAGCUAACAGUGUAUUUUCUAGCAAUGAGAGAAGUGCUUCCACAUUUAACCAGAAGGCCUCCAUUGUGGGAGUGAAUGUUACCAUUGCUUUGUAUCAGGCAUUUCUUAAGUGCCUCUACCACAUGCUACUCGAUUACUCACCAUACUAGAGUAUAGCUAGAUCCUGAUUAGUGCAAAUAAUGAAUCCCAUGUAGUCAUCACAUGCUUCAGAUUCACACUAUUAAAAGAGAUGUAUAAAAUAUAUUCAUUGGUUCCAACGCAAUGGAAAUAAGCAAUGAAAAAAAAUUUAAUAAGUUUUGAUCUUUUUAUUAAUGUAAUAUAGCAAGGAAAAAUGUAUUUUGGAUUCUUUAAUUACAAAGUAAUAGAUUAUAGAAAAUAAAUUUUAAAUAUUACUAAAUAUACCUAAAGGCAAGCUUAUGCUCAGGAUAUGACAAAAAUGUCAUUUUAAAAAUAUUUUGCCAGCAUAGAUUGAUCUACCUUCUCUUUAACUCUUCAUGCAAAUGCUGAUAAAAGCAAAGAGCUUUUUCCACAUCUCAUUUGGAGAAUUUGCAUGCUUGCUUUCUCAUAUAAUGAACACCAAGUGGAGUUGGAUAACUUGGGGCAUUAUCUAAAAUCACUGAUGUUUUAAGUGAAAUGGUGUGGUCCUUGCAAUAUUUUACAACCGAUAGGCCCUCCUAACUUCAAAAACAGUCUUUGGAAACAGCUGUAGUCACCCAGGAUUUCUUAUUUCACUGGCAAUGAACUGGAAGCCUCUCACAGCACAAGGAUUGGUUUUGAUUAUAUGUCCCUGUCUGCAUUAUCUCUCAACAGAAGGGUUAGGUGAUCCUUAGAUACUUUUAAUCUAGGGUUUUUUUCCCUGUCUUGGAAAAAUACCCAUAUCCUUUUCCAGAGUAAGCCUGUUUCAUCCACAUUAAUAUGUUGUGGAUCAGUGCAAACGGCACCUUCAAUGAAUUUUUUCAGAACACCAGAAUUUUUAGCUUCAGCAUCCUUGUCUGCACCAGCCACCACACUAAUCAUUUAACAUUGAGUUGAACUUAAUCUUAAAGCACUCCAAUUGGAACCUGCAGUAAAAAGUUUCUUUGGGCAAUUCCACUUUCUGUCACUGUCUUAAAAAGGCUUUGAUCUGAAAGGCUGCUCUGCUGAGGAUGUGCUUUUUAUUGCAGUCUUCAUACAUCCAGAAUGAAAUCCAUUUCUAUCCCUCCAGCAGUUACAUUCUUGGCAGUUAUCAAGAAUUUUUUAAAACCCACAAAAUCUUGACCUUUUUUAUUUCAUUACUAUUUUCUUUCAUUUCAUGUAUGUAUGCUUUAUUAUCUGCAUCUUAUUUAGAUUUACUAUGACUGUUAAUUGCUAUUCAGCUACAUCAAAUUUUUGUUCUGCUGUAAGAACAAGCCUCUUCAUUGUGUGCUAGCAUUGUUUCCAUCUGAAGUAUUCUCCCUUUUGCCCAUUUCGUUAAAGGCUUUCUAAAAUAGAAAAUCAGUGCAACUGUUGGUAAUGUGGUUUGCAGCAGCACAUAUCCCCACACAAUUUUAGGAAAAUGAAGACUGCCUGCUAAAAUUCCUUGACAAGCUCAUGUGUCUUGUUAGUUGGAUUUUGAUCCACUAAAUGCAGUUGGUAUUUUGCAAUUUGUAUCAUAUCAAAUUUUACAUUAUUUGAGGUUGCAUCAAUCAUAACCUACCAAGCUGCUCAUCAGAAAAGUACACAGAUGAAGAAAAGAGAGUUCUGCCUUUGUGGCAUAUAAAUUUUAUCAGACAUAAUGAGCUCAUAGAAUUAGCUUUUAUCAGUUGCCCAGAGAUAAUUGGUCAAAAAGGGAGGAAACUUAUCUUUGCAUCAGAUUUCCAGAGUAAGCGUUUGAUAUCCAAGACAAUCAAGAGAAAUGUAUAAAACCAAAAGAGCCUUCCCUCAAAAGAAUAAAAUUGAUCAUAAUGCACUAACUGAUCCUCUUAAGAUGGAAGAAUCCUGAAGUUUCCCUUGGGGCAGUUUGGUAGUACAACCCAUACACUGUGUCACAUAAUUUACUAGCUGUAUCACUCCAGAGAAAUCCGCAGGGCUUCCAUUCUAUUUGCAAAAUAAGGAUGAUAAUAGCACUUAACUCCCAGCGUUUUGGGAAUAAAAUUAAGAUACUUGCAAACUAAUUUAUGGAACUCCAGUGCUUUACAGAGCAACUAUGUUUGAUUUAAGACGGUCACCAUUCUGUGGCAGGAACACAAGGUCUCAACUUCUAGGAGUCUCAUUGUGAGAAUUGGAUGGGAAUUUAAUUUCCACAAUUACAAAAAUCGAAUUGGACAAGAGAAAUGAAACAAAUUAGAAAAUUGAAAUUUAAGAAAUAGGAGGCUGGGACCUGGAAUAAGAUGUAAUUGGGGAUGAUUAAAUUUGAAAAGGAAUCCUCUGGACUUUGCUACCUUCCCUCUUGUUUUGUCAUCUUCCCUCAUAAGAAUGUAAGCUCUUUGAGGGCAGGGACUGGCUUUCUUCUUGUUUUUACUGGUGUUCCCAGGGUUGGUUUGACAACAUGCUUGGCUGGCUGGUUGGGAAUUGGGAGGGAUUUGCUCUCUGGAAAAGAAUGCCUUUGCAAUUUCAAAUAUGUUUACUGGCCUAGGUACCUGCUCUUGCAAGAAUGUAAAAUAAAAUCCUUCCAGGAUUGA
Sarcophilus harrisii (Tasmanian devil) is the source of this 11290-nucleotide messenger RNA. RefSeq names its product zinc finger protein 260-like. Gene Ontology annotation, cellular component: nucleus. The transcript is spliced from 5 exons. Gene Ontology annotation, molecular function: RNA polymerase II cis-regulatory region sequence-specific DNA binding; DNA-binding transcription repressor activity, RNA polymerase II-specific. Bases 4571 to 6763 code for a protein of 730 amino acids. Lineage: Eukaryota; Metazoa; Chordata; Mammalia; Dasyuromorphia; Dasyuridae. The record is from RefSeq and is a predicted model, not a curated record. Gene Ontology annotation, biological process: central nervous system development; negative regulation of transcription by RNA polymerase II.